Molecule: messenger RNA, 10084 nt
Organism: Anarrhichthys ocellatus (wolf-eel)
Lineage: Eukaryota; Metazoa; Chordata; Actinopteri; Perciformes; Anarhichadidae
Product: glutamate receptor-interacting protein 2-like
Exons: 25
Coding region: 404-3988 (1194 amino acids)
Biological process (GO): neurotransmitter receptor transport, endosome to postsynaptic membrane
Molecular function (GO): protein binding
Source: RefSeq, a predicted model, not a curated record
UCUCCUCUCUUCUCCCUCAGCGUCUCACUUCUCCCGUUGCUUCGUUCGGCGGAUUGUCGGUGAGCUGAGGAAGAGGGAGGAACGAGGAAGGGUGAGGAAAAAAGAGAAUGGACGAGGUGUUUGCGGGACCGAACCCGAGCAACUAAGUGCUGCAUUGCAAAGGGAGAGAAGAAGAAGACCAGAGGAGAGGAAGAAGAGAUAAGGGGGUGGAGGAAGAAGAGGGGUUUUGGUGAAAGCCACUGUGCUGAGGGGAAGAGAGGCAGACGAGUAGCAAGUAAGUGCAGAGUGGCGAAAGUUAUCAAGAUUCCCAAAAAAAGAGUUGCACAAGAAGAGGAAGCCAAAGAGUGAGGAAGAAGAAAGAGACAUCAACACCUGAACUUUGCUCAGCUGUCCGUCGUCCAAGAUGGACAAAGUGGAGCGGGUGAUGAAGAUGGUGAAGAGGAUGUCGCCGAGGAAGAAGAGGAGAGAAGGGGGAGGAGGACGGGGGGGAGGACCGGGAGAGCUGGAGAGCCCGGACACCCUGUGCGACGAACUCUGCCGCUUCAGCCUCUGCAUCGGCGAUGACGGACCAUAUGGAAAAACGAAGGAUAUCUCUGGACAAGAACAGACCAUGGCCUCGAGAAGACACAGUAUACCAGAAGCUCUGCGGGGGGUGACCCUGGUGGAGCUGGUGAAGAAAGAAGGCAGCACACUGGGCCUCACCAUCUCGGGAGGAACCGACAAGGACGGGAAACCACGGGUAUCGAACCUGCGACCCGGAGGACUGGCGGCCAGGAGUGACCAGCUAAAUGUCGGCGACUACAUCAAGUCGGUAAACGGCAUCAAUCUGACCAAACUGCGGCACGAAGAGAUCAUCAGCUUACUGAAGAACGUAGGAGAGAGAGUUCUGCUGGAGGUGGAGUACGAACUGCCCCCGACAGCACCCGACAGCACCUCGGGGGUUAUAUCAAAGACCAUCGACAUCUGUUUGCACAAAGAGGGGAGCAGCUUUGGUUUCGUCAUGAGAGGCGGUACCCACGAGGACUGGCACAAGUCACGCCCCCUAGUGGUCACCUACGUCAGGCCAGGAGGCCCUGCAGACAGAGAGAACACGCUGCGUCCCGGUGAUCGUCUCCUCAGUGUGGACGGCGUGCCGCUGCACAACGCCAACCACAGCGACGCCCUCAGCGUCUUGGCUCAGUGCGGCCAGGAAGCCCUGUUCCAGAUAGAAUAUGACAUCACUAUCAUGGACACGGUGACGAACGCCUCCGGUCCGCUGUUAGUGGAAAUCGCCAAGUCACCAGGGGCCACGCUGGGUAUCACGCUGACGUCGGCCAAUCACCGAAACAAGCAGGUCAUCGUCAUCGACCGCGUGAAACCUGGCAGCGUGGUGGACAGAUGUGGAGCGUUGCAUGCUGGGGAUCACCUGCUGUCCAUAGACGGGACGUCGACAGAACACUGCACGGUCCUGGAGGCAACGCAGCUGUUAGCGAGCACGACAGAACUGGUGAAAUUAGAAAUGCUCCCCUCGCAUCAAACAAGGCUAGCUGGGAAACAGCAAGACACAGUGAAGGUUCAGAAGUCGGACCACCCGCACUCGUGGGACCCCUGUGUGAACUACUGUCACCCGUCAAACGCCACCCUCUGCAACACGAGCGCCACCCUCAACAAGUCGUGGACCGCCUCCAACAACAACACCAUCAACAACCUGGACUACUGCAAGACUCUGGUAUCUGCCAGUUUCUCUCCCGGCUCUACCACCACAUCGGGCCCCAGCAGCCAGAGCUCCAGCACCCUGCCCAGGACUACGGUUCCCAUGAGUCCACGUAACUCGCUGCUCAAACGGCGGCAGAGAAAGAAAGAGCACAAAAGCUCCUUGUCCCUGGCGUCCAGUUCGGUGGGCCCGGGUGGUCAGGUGGUUCAUGUAGAGACCAGCGAGGUCGUCCUGACAGGUGACCCCCUCAACGGCUUCGGUGUCCAGCUGCAGGGAGGAAUAUUCGCCACGGAAACGCUCUCCGCACCCCCGCUCAUCCGGUUCAUAGAGCCCGACAGCUCUGCAGAGAGGUGUGGCCUGCUGCAGGUCGGAGACCGCCUCCUGUCAAUCAACGGGAUCCCCACAGAAGACGGAACACUGGAGGAGGCCAAUCAGCUGCUCCGGGAUGCGGCGCUGACCAAUAAGGUCUCGCUGGAGAUAGAAUUCGACGUGGCAGAGUCAGUGGUGCCUAGUAGUGGUACAUUCCACGUCAAACUGCCGAAGAAAAGAGGAGUGGAGCUGGGGCUCACCAUCAGUGCCAGUAAGAAGCAAGGAGAGCCCCUCAUCAUCUCUGACAUCAAGAAGGGCAGCAUGGCCCACAGAACAGGAACUCUAGAGCCCGGCGACAAGCUGCUGGCCAUCGACAACAUCAGGCUGGAGAACUGCUCCAAAGACGACGCGGAGCAGAUCCUGCAGCAGUGCGAGGAGCUGGUCAAGCUAAAGAUACGCAAAGAUGAAGACAACUCGGAUGAGCAGGAGACGUCGGGCAGCAUCAUCUACACAGUGGAGCUGAAGCGGUAUGGAGGCCCUCUGGGUAUCACCAUCUCAGGCACCGAGGAGCCCUUUGACCCCAUCACUAUAUCCGGCCUGACCAAGAGAGGCCUGGCUGAGAGGACGGGGGCUAUUCAUGUAGGUGAUCGGAUCCUGGCUAUCAACAGCGUCAGUUUAAAAGGAAAGCCCCUGAGUGAAGCCAUCCACCUGCUGCAGAUGGCUGGAGAGACGGUCACCCUCAAGAUAAAGAAACAGAUCGACAAUGGAGAGGAGAGGAAAGCAGCCGAGGCAGAGGACACAACAGAGAACGAGCUCAGUGACCCAGAGGAGGAUGAUUUGACGGACAGCCAACAGACCAACAAGCUGUCAGAGCUUUACUCCACCACUAUACCCAGCGUCGACUCGGCCAUGGAGUCUUGGGACGGCUCAGGGUUGGAUGCCGGCUAUGGCAGCCAGGGUACAUACAACCACCAGGCAGCUGGUAUCGCCCUCCAUCCCCAUGAGUGGCGUAGUGCCAAGCAGCAGCGCAGCACCACGCCACCUCCUGGACGCCGGAAGAACUACCCUUUCAGUGACGGAGGCUUCAGUGAGGAUGACUGGGACAAGCCACCAGGAUUUAUUGGCCACCAACCGGACGGUAUUCUGUUGGAUCCAGAUGACAGCUUCUGGUGUCAGGCGCUUGAGGAUCUGGAGACCUGCGGCCAAUCAGAACUACUCAGAGAGAUCGAGGCAUCCAUCAUGACAGGAACAGCCAUCAGUCUGGGUGUAGACGGUGUCAACAAGCCUCCAGCUGAGUCCAUGCUGAGCCACAGCAGGAUGAGCCCGCUGAGGAGGAAUUCUCUUCUGCACCAGGGAAACCUGCUCCACCAGGGCACACACCUCCACCAGGGCGCCCACCUGCACGAGGAGGCCCACCUGCACGAGGAGGCCCAACUCCACCAAGAUGUCCACCUGCUCCAGGAGGCCCAUUUUAACCACGAAGCCCACCUGCUUCACGAGGCCCACCUGCACCACGGGGCCCACAUCCACCAAGAUAACCAAUCUCCCCUUCUGCACCACGAGCCCAAGACAAAGGCCUCGUUGAGAGUGUCAGAGAGGACGUGGGAGUCUCGUCGGAUCAAAGAGGAGAUGCAGGGGAUUCUGUCUCCAACGCCUUUGGAGCUGCACAAAGUGACGGUGGUAAAGGACCCAGAGAUCGACGACUUUGGCUUCAGCGUGUCAGACGGCUUCUUGGAGAAAGGAGUGUACGUCAACAUGAUCCGACCCGACGGGCCCGCCGAUCGAGCCGGGCUCAAACCCUACGACAGGAUCCUGCAGGUGAACCACGUGAGGACGAGGGACUUUGACUGCUGCUUGGCGGUGCCUCUAAUCACGGAGGCUGGGGACCGACUGGAGCUGGUCAUCAGUCGCAACCCGCUGGCAAACGAUGACGACGAUGACACAGAGGACAAUAACAACACUUAUGACCACCCGCUAGACCUGUAACACACACACACACACACACACACACGAAGACAGACAGAUGAUUCUCUAGACACACAUGCAUUCACUCUGUCACACUCAGGCAGGAGACACACACACACAACUGGCGAUGAAGUGCAAAGUUCUUUACUGGAACUGGUCCAAACACACUCAAAAACACACACCCCACCGGCUUGUAACAAUUCUACUUAAACACAGAGACUCGCACACACACACACACACACACACACACUUGCAUGCUCACACAGUCGCCCGUCCCAUUCACACUGGGUUGAACUGCUGUCAUACAGUAUGAUGCUCUAUGGAAGCCCUGGCUCAUUGCAGAGAAACCACGCGAGACGCUCUCCUGAAGGUUGGCCGGGAAUCCUCAAAGUUGUUCCAACAUAAACAAGCGCUUAGUUGGCACUUUAACCGUCCAUUAACUGACGACUCUUUAAAUACUGUUUUCACUGAAAACAAAUGACUAAAAACCUGCAAUUUGGAUUCAGCUGUUUUUUAACGGCAGGCCACAGGUUUCCAGACAUCUCUGGUACUGACUGGGCCAGAGGGAGCCACCUCAUUACACCAUAGUGUUCAUGGUUUAAGCAACGUUUAACGGUAUUGUUAUAAAAGAAACUGCCUUGCUCAGUUUGUAGAUUUCAUUUGUUUAAAGAAAGGCUAUUAACACUUAGUGGAAGAUUGAACCAACCAUUUCUAAAGUAAUGGUCAGGCUGCGGUCUAGACAGAUGUAGACAUUGUAGAAUUCCAUAUUGCUGCUAAGAAUGCUUCAAUACAAUUUCCAAGAGUCAUAACCAGAAAGGUUAUGUUUAGCUUUUCUUUCCAGCUGUUGCAUGAAGGUGGACUUCUUUAAUGCGUCAGCACAAUAAUACCAUGUAAAAAAUACAUAAACAUCUAAAUUUGUGGCAUCAUUUCAAGUUGAAGACAACGAUGUCAUCACUUCUGCCAAACUCAAAUGUCCAAUCCAAACAUGAGACGGGAAGAGAGAAGAAGCAGCGACUUGAUAUUCGCUUCACACGACAUGUGGCGUCUUUAAAUGAAGCAUUUAUCGCUUCAACACACUUGUUGCAGCUCUGCUCACGGAGAAAACUUUGUUGCCAACAGAAGAACAUUUUCCUGCAACAUGUUAGGAGUAUAUUGACCCUUCUCUGGGUUUUUUUGUUUGUUUUGUGCCAACUGCUGCUUAAGUUGCCGAUCUACAUUGCCCAGUUUGUCACCGCACUUGUCUGAGAGCACUGGGUUCAUCUCACUUCAGUUCAUUGCUGACCUACAAAGUCAAAGAGCAGAAGCCACUAGAUAUGGACCGUAAGCAGCAGAGCUCACGAUUAGGGUCGAGGUUCACAAUAAUCAGAAAUAACACCUGUUGAUGCUGUUAAAGGUGCUGCGUGUAGCACUUAUUAUGAGGAAUGAUGCCAUAAACAAACAAGGUGAAGGAGCCUCAGGAGUCACAGCAUCACAACUGUACUUUACACUGAGAGCCACUGGGGCAGAACAGUGUGGACUUAUUCAUCCAACAUGGAUUAUCUUUACAGUAAACAGACAAAAGUAUAAUACAGUCAAGGUUUAUGUUCCUCUGGUGUGCAUCACAAUCGGCCCAGGCGGUCAACACCUAAGACCGGUGCUGACCAAAGAGCCAAAGAUGCAGAACUUCGGAGCAGAUGACAUUAUCUUUCAAGGUUCACAUUUUCUUCUGCGAGAUGUGAUUCAGCAUUAAUGCUUCAUAAUCAUUGUGCUCAUGUCGUUUGAGGUUACGUAUUGCUGCUCAAUAGUGGAUUAAAACACACAGAAGCACAGCUGAGCAUGCUGCUCUCACUCCCCUAUUAGAUACUGAGGCUUUGUCACAACCCUUAACGUACGAUGUCGACGCACAAGGCGUGAGACGCUUCGGGCUUUCAAGUCCCUACGAUGUAAACUCAUCCGUGUCAUCAUCAGACACCCGGAGGAAAUGUUCCAGGAGUGUGAAGACGUAGAAGAAAGACUGAAGAGAUGCACGGGGAUGAGUCAAAGACCAGCUUUACUGUCUGAAAGUGCGGUUUAGUUUUAUUAAAGUUACGUGCUUUUUCACGGUUUAUUUAGUUGACGUACGUAUUUAGAGCCCAACCAUGAUGUCGUUGGCUAAAGCUAAGCACGUGGUUCUGUUUGAGUUCACAACAUUACAUUACAGUCAUUUAGCAGACGCUUUUAUCUAAAGAGACUUACAAUUCAGAUUCCACCACGCCGGAGGCACAGCUGCGGGAGCUACGUGUCUCGCUUCAAGGACACAUCGACGUGCGACUAGCGGGGCCGGGGAUCGAACCGCCGAUUCUCUGAUUGAAGGACGGCCCUGCUCUCCACUUAGCCACGGCCUCCCACGUGUUUGUUGCGACCGUAUAGUUGAGCGCCUGUAGUAGGACGCGCUGUGACGAAGCGUCAGUGUGUGACGAGUUGGAAGAGUCAGAAGGUGGCGGUUUUGGGUGUUGACUAGAUUCAUAGGACGGUAGCUGCUCCACCGAUGCAGCCUAUGCCAAGAACGUAGCGUACCAGUGUGAACAACAACACUCAAACACAAGCAACUCUUUCUCGAGCAGUGCAGACAUGACGAGUGAUUUGUAAACUGCUCCUCACAGCACAGAUCAACCACGAGCACUAAAGCGUUGCUGCUGUUUGGCUUUGUAGGAGAGACUGGCCCCGUUGCAGCACGACAAUUAUGGACAAAGCUGACGGUUGUCGUCUGGAUGCUGAAGAUUUGUACCGAGCUGUCCAGACUGGGAACAAGUCACACACACACACACACACACUCAUACACACUCGUACAGAACAGGGCCAGCAUGUACAGAUAACUAGAGGACACGAAGCAAUGCAGUUGGUGCGUGCAUGUCACUACGUGUUCGUCUUAAAGUUUGUUCACGUUUCUGUGUGUCUGCCUGUGUUGUAUUCCUGCAGCUGUUUCUGAUGUGCACAUAACAUGAGUCAGUACAUUCAGAUGUAUGUGAGUGUAUCUAAACGGGUGCAUAAACAAGUGGGUACACGCUGGAUUUAGCUAAUUGUUUUUUAGGUUAGUUUGGCAUGAUGGACGGUUCUUAAAGGGCCAGUGUGUAGCAUUCAGGGGGAUCUAUUGGCAGAAAUGGAAUCUAAUAUGAAUAUGUAUGUUUUCUUCAGUGUAAAAUCACCUGAAAAUAAGACUUGCUGUGUAUUCGUUAGCUUAGAAUGAGCCGUUCAUGUCUACAUACGGAGCGGGUUCUCUUUCCGGAGUCUGCUGUGUUGUUUCUACAGUAGCCCAGAAGGGACAAACCCAAACACGGGCACUAGAUUGGACUAGAUCGGUCUCCACGCUUGGCACAUGGGAGAAGUUUCAGUUGGUUGCAAUCUGCAACAUCACUGCUAGAGAACGACAGAGUGCAUGCUCUGAAAGUCACACCCACAGGAGGGGAAACAAACAGCGCCCGGUUUGCAAACGAUGGGCUGAAACGCUGGAGGAACAGUAUUUAACGAGCUAAAAACACACAUUUCAGAUUGUCAAUUGUUAAUCUCUUACACUGACGAUUCAAACGAGUGAAUUUCAUGCCCUCCUGAGACGUGGAAGUGCUCUUAGCUGUCGGUGUGCCUGAAAUAGCUCCACUCACUUAGCAACACGCCAAACAUCUGAACGUCUCAUUUAAUGACUUUUCUUUAACUCUCCCACCUUUCCUCACCCACCUAUUCAACAGCAGAGAUUCCUUCCACUUCCUCCACCUCCUGUUUUAAUGAUUUCAUUUGAUUUCUGCCUAAACCUUUUUCUUUGCACGUAUGAUUUUGCAGAAACGAGACGAGCUGGUCGCUCCCCUCCUCUACUGGGAGAACGUGUGUGUGUGUGUGAGUGUGGCAGACAGAAACUAGAGAGUGUUACGGGUCAGAAGGAAACAUUUUUAUAAAUGUCUUCCUGUGUGUAAGCACACUAGAGAGAGAGUACAAACAAAAUGUGUGAGAGAGAGAGACAGGAGAGACACACACAGGAACACUAACCGUGAGUGUGUGUGUGUGUGUGUGUGUGUGUGUGUGUGUGUGUGUGUGUGUGAAAGAGAGAGGAGACAGAGAAUAGCUUUUGUCCUCGGAAGGAUUGGAACAAUCACAACCUCUGUUCUCUCUCUUUCUCUUUCUUUCACUGUCUCCCACUCUUUCCUCACGUUGUUACAUAAUACAGUUAGAAUCCAGCUGCCCCCAUUGAGAGCACCAGUGUGUCUGUGUGUGUGUGUGUGUGUGUGAUAGAAUGUGGGAGCCUGCAUGUAUAUAUGACUGUACUGGCAUGUGUGUCUGGGGGGCGGGGCGUGUUUUCUGUGUGUACUACAUGUAUAUACAUGUGUUUCUACAUGUACGUAUCCAAGGAUGUCAGUCUUUCUUUCCUUUUAAGCAAAUAUGAGCUUUUGAGCAUGUGUUUGUGUGUGUGUGUGUGUGUGUGUGUGUGUGUGUGUGUGUGUGUCAGGGACAGAGAGACGCUAGGUGGUGUACAUUUCAUUGUACAGUGGUGAUAUCUUUCAGAGCCGUGGGCCGCUCAGACACCCUGAUGAGACUGAAAACAGUGUGAACUCAUUUCUUGCGAGGGAGCCUGAGAACGGCGACUUCUUCAUUAAUGACAAAAAAAAGGGACAUUCACAUCUCUCCGAGCACUUACUAAUAAAAGAAGCACACUGUUGAAUACCAUGCACUGUAAGUAUUCUCAUGUACAACGGAACAGACGUGUCUGAGUGUUUUAUACGCAAAUGUGAAGUGGCCAAAAAAAAAAAGUUUUGUAAAGCUACAAAAAAGAAGACAAAUGCUGAGAAAAGCCUUCCAAACUGUUCUGUUGGUUUUUAUGUACGUAUGUAUGUAUGUGUGUGUGUGGUCAUCCAUACUCCCUAUGCAUUUUUGGGUCAAAGAUCAGUUUAAAGCCCAAUCCGGAAUUGUACACAAAUGUUUAUAAGAAAUAAUAUAUAUAAUAUAAAACUUCUUCACAGUUGCACAACGUGGUAAAUGUAAGAAAUGAGUCGUUCACAGUGAUUGUGUGGCGUUCAGGGGGAUGUUUCAGUUUGUCUGCGUCCUCACCGCUACAUGACAAACUGGCUCUUUACGUGGUUGAAAAGGUAAAAAAGACAAAGCAUCUGAUUACUGUGCCAACAACGGACUGAUAUGCGAUCAUUUCAAAUUAAUAUUACAUUUCUUCACUAAUUUUGGGGAAUUUUCGUAAUGUCAGAUGAAACAUUUUUUCACCAUUUUUUUUGCGUUGGCUACACUUACCUGUUGUCACUACUGUCGGCGAUAUUUAAAUGAUUUCCCAUCAUGGGUGUUAAUGAUUGAUUAACACUAAACAGGGUCGGGGUGAGUCAAAGACAUGAUGGUGAACUAAACAUUAGCUUAACUUGCAACCCAGAUACAUUCCCCCUGAUAUUACAACCACAGCUCUUAGUCAGCUAGCCGUUAGCAUUCGCAAAGGAAAAUAUAUUUAACUCGCUGAUCACAGUGUUUGUUCAGCGAUAGCAUUCUGCCCAGACAACCACAGUUUGGUACAAACCGCGAUGACCGUUACUCGUAACACGACAUGAAUACAAACUUCCUUCACACGACUUUCAGCCAACUGUGGCUCUGACUUUACAAAGGAAAGAAUAAUAUAUUUUUGCAUCAUAUCCAAAGUCAUAAACGGUAUCGUCUCUCAUGGUCUGUUGGUCGUGAGUGCGUCUCCCGUCUCUGAUAAAUCCCACGAGGACUUGUUACACCGAAGUUAUCCGAUUCUGACAUUCGUAUCAGUUUCAUGAAUUUAUUUAAACAUUGAAUUAUAAAAAGAUAAGUGUGUUGACCAGUGGCAUCACAGCUGAUUGCGAUUCCGGAUUGGGCCGGGUUAAUAACGUAUGCGUUGAUAUUGUGUAUUUUUUUCAAAUUGUGUAAAGUUCUAUUCUAUGUAAUAUAGUAUUUUUCUAUGACAAUAUUACUCUUCCGAAACAUGGGAGGAAAUACAAAACAAACAUCGGAGGGGAAAUAAAAUGUAUAACUUUGUUGUUGUCGUUUUUUUUGUUUUUUGUUCAUUUUCUAUGAAACCAAGAGUGUACUGUCAUACUUCUCUUUUUGAGAAGAACAUGAGAAAAGAUCAGAAGAACAAUAAAAUGUCUAAUUUUA